AGACAGCCCCCUCUCUCCAGAAAAGAUCAGGGCGCGGGUGGAGGCUUUGGAGGCUCCUAGGCCAGGCCCGGGCCCAGUGGUCUCUCAAGGAAAACGUGCAGAGCCUGCCUACUGACCGCCGCCUCCAAGCUCCUCGGACCGCCGGGCGACGCGGUUCUCCCACGGGAGGCCGCAUCUUCUUUGUAAUUCGAGCAGGCCCUGGCGGGCCGGUUGCUGUGGUAACGCUGCUUUUCCCGACUCUGUAAGGCGGGGAGGAGGGAGGCGGGCCUUGCCGGACGUCACGGAGACUGGGUUUGGGGGUGCUGCCCACUCCCGACUAAUUGUUUGCCAGAAAGGAAGCCUAGAGAUAGAUGUUUCGUUAACUGAGGGGUCCAAGGGGCUGCAUUAGUACGGACGGAAGGGAUCAGGAUCCACCCCCAUCAACCUCCCCCCAAAGUCCGCUCUUGCCAAAGAUUUUAACGGUCUAUCAAAGCAGGGCGGAGGGGGAGUUGCAAUUCGGAGAUUUGGUCGGAUGGUCCACGCCCCUUCCUCGGGUUUGAUGUUUAGGCCACGCCCACCCCGAGCCGGGGCCAGUUCUAGACCACGCCUCUCCCCUGGGCGCGCGGAAGAACCAAAAAGGAGUAGUAUUGCGAAAUUGAAUUGAGCCAGAGCAACUAACGCGCCAAGACCUGGGACGGGUCGUGUUCCACAGGCGUCCGCCGAGGCCGCCCCGCCCCACAUUUUCGGGGAGCCCUCAUGGUUUUGCGCCUGCGCACUGCCCCCGCGAGCUCACGGGUUGGACGAACACGCAGAGUCGCCGCGGCGCGCAGAAGGGGUGGAGCAGGCAUGAGCAGGCGCGCGCGCGCCCGUCUGGAGGACGCUAAGGGAGCAGGCGAGACGGGAGGAUCCAGUGGGUAGAGUGGUUCGCCCAGGUUUCUUUGGGCAGUGCGUAAGGCCGCUCUGGGCACGAGGGCGCCCAUCUCACUGGCUCGCUCGGUUCCCGGAGCAGAUCCGGGGCAGUAGGAGAGCGCCGGGUCAGGGGCCGCCGCCGCCGCCGCUCCCGGUGGACUCUGCCCGCCAACCCGCAAGCCCGCGCUUCGCGGGCCCAGCCGUCAGGAUCAGAUCAACCAUUGGCUUGCCCUCUAAUAAAGUCAGCUGAAAGUGACUGCUCAAGUUUCUUCAAGAUGCCUGCAGCACUUGUGGAGAACAGCCAGGUUAUCUGUGAAGUCUGGGCCAGCAAUCUAGAAGAAGAGAUGAGGAAGAUCCGAGAAAUUGUGCUCAGCUAUAGUUAUAUUGCCAUGGACACAGAAUUUCCAGGUGUUGUGGUGCGACCAAUUGGUGAAUUUCGUAGUUCCAUAGAUUACCAGUAUCAGCUUUUACGGUGCAAUGUUGACCUCCUAAAAAUUAUCCAGCUGGGCCUUACAUUCACAAAUGAGAAGGGAGAAUAUCCUUCUGGAAUCAACACUUGGCAGUUCAACUUCAAAUUUAAUCUUACAGAGGACAUGUACUCCCAGGAUUCCAUAGAUCUCCUUGCUAACUCAGGACUACAAUUUCAGAAGCAUGAAGAGGAGGGGAUUGACACAUUGCACUUUGCAGAGCUGCUUAUGACAUCAGGGGUGGUUCUCUGUGACAACGUCAAAUGGCUUUCAUUUCAUAGUGGCUAUGAUUUUGGCUACAUGGUAAAGUUACUUACAGAUUCUCGUUUGCCAGAAGAGGAACAUGAAUUCUUUCAUAUUCUGAACCUUUUUUUCCCAUCUAUUUAUGAUGUGAAAUACUUGAUGAAGAGUUGCAAAAAUCUGAAGGGAGGUCUUCAGGAAGUUGCCGAUCAAUUGGACUUGCAGAGAAUUGGAAGGCAGCAUCAGGCAGGCUCAGACUCGCUGCUGACGGGAAUGGCAUUCUUCAGGAUGAAAGAGAUAAGGAUUCUCAGAAAACUACUGGAAAUUCUAGAGAAAAUGAAAAUGUCAACUGUUUUCACUAUUUUCACAGCACAUACUUGGCACUACUCUUCAAACAGCACAAUGUCAGAUUAUAAUUUCUUCAUAUUAGGAAAGAAGUAAUCGCACUUGUUUUGUAUUAAAAAAAAGGGCUCUUCUAACCACCUAUUAUGGUUUUUGUGGGUGCUGAGCAGGGUCAAAGACUCCUUAAGGAAUAAGUCAUGGAAAUGUGAAAAAGAUCAACCUGCUAGGCAGGAAUAGUACUUACCAGAACACAUAGGUUCUGCAAUCAGGCUUGAAUCUAGGCUCCCCUCCACACUAGCUUUGGGACUUUAGGAAGUUAAGCUAACUUCUCUGGGCCUCAAUUUAAACAUCAGGAAAAUGCGGCUAACACAGUCUACCUCACAGGACCAUGAGAAUUAGAUAUAGUCAAACAUGGGAAUGGGAUGUGUGUGUAAAAUACUCAAACACUGAAGGAAGAGGGUAUAAACUGGCACAAUCUUUUUGGAGCCACUUAGCAAUAACAAUACUCUAUUAUUUUUUUUAUUUUUAUUUUACUAAAAAAAUUUUUUAAAAUGUUUAUUUAUUUUUAAGAGAGAGAGAGAGAGAGAGAGAGACACCACACGUGAGCAGGGGAGGGGCAUGGAGAGAGGGAGACACAGAACCCGAAGAAGGCUCCCGGCUCUGAGCUGUCAGCACAGAGCCCAACACAGGGCAUGAACCCACGAACUGCGAAAUCAUGAUCUGAGCCAAAGUUGGAGGUUUAACCAACUGAGCCACCCAGGUGCCCAGCAGUAACAAUACUGAAA
Molecule: messenger RNA, 2722 nt
Organism: Panthera uncia (snow leopard)
Lineage: Eukaryota; Metazoa; Chordata; Mammalia; Carnivora; Felidae
Gene: CNOT8
Product: CCR4-NOT transcription complex subunit 8
Exons: 7
Coding region: 1164-2036 (290 amino acids)
Cellular component (GO): CCR4-NOT complex; CCR4-NOT core complex; P-body
Molecular function (GO): poly(A)-specific ribonuclease activity; nucleic acid binding
Source: RefSeq, a predicted model, not a curated record